Molecule: messenger RNA, 1568 nt
Organism: Cuscuta epithymum
Lineage: Eukaryota; Viridiplantae; Streptophyta; Magnoliopsida; Solanales; Convolvulaceae
Source: the annotation of a GenBank genome assembly
CAGUAUGCGGAUGAGCUUCUUCGGUUGAAUAAUAUCUCCAUCCGUUCCUGCGCCAGCCAGACCUAAAGCUUCAUUCGUUUCUUGGUUUUCUCCUCCUCUGCGCCUGUUCUUCGUCGAAACUGUGAGUUCUCUCUCUGGAUUUCCUUCUGACAUCGGCCAGUCCGGAUAUACCUACAUAUGGUGGAGGCGAGUUGGCACGGCGAAUUUUGAUAGGAGGGAGCCAAGCUUCCCUGUGACGACAGACUCUCGAAGGCUGCGACCGAUGGAAGGAGUCCUGGCCAACUGCGAAGGCUUCCCAGCAUCGCUCGGACUUUAGGGUUGGAACUUGCGAGAUGCUUCACCCAACUACCACCAAAUCCCAGCGACGGCGAGUCUUCAACGAGCCUUCACCUAAACUGGUAAGACGUGAGGGGAGGGGAGGCCUCAAUCGACCCAACAACAGACAUCAGGCACCUGUAAACUUUGGGGGUACUCUUACGAGAGAAAGUUUCCCACCCCUGGGCAAACAGAAACUUCCGAUAGGCAGAAACUUCCGUGUGGCCUUUAAAAGUUUUAUGAAUCUUACUGUAAAAGUUUCUGAUAGGCAGAAACUUCAAUUCAGCGCCAGUGAAGCUAUCCGAGAUGCUUGCUCCUGUUUGUUACCAUUUGCUCCUAUUCCAACAUAUGAAUGAGCUUCCAUAUUUGUUUGGGACGCCAAACAUAAUCCUUCCUUCUGUUUCUGCUCUCUUCGGACUUCGGAUUCAUAGUCUAGGGUUCGAAAAAAUCCCUCUGCCAAGCCGCCCAACGUCUACGAGUAUCAUUGAUGCCCUGGCACUAUUGGAGACUGUGGCUAGGGUUAAGACCAAGAAAAAUGACACAAAUAAGGAAUAACAGUCUUUAAACUUGAUAACGAUCAUGGAGCAGAAGUGUGGAUGAAAUCCACAGUUCUAUUUUUUUGAGAAGACCAAGCCAUUCUUUUCACAUCAAGAAGUCAAAACAUGGGCUGCCAGAUAUGCAUGUGCAAGAGCAACAUUAGAAUUAGACAUAAACUCAAACUUAAAAGCCUACGGUGCGAAAAGGGUCAAACAUUUUGUACCAGCAAGCUCUAAUCUUAUGCAUCAUAUAGCACAAAAUCUGCUCUUCUUCUGUUAGUCUGCAGGUUUCUGAUAAGGGAAUCACUACUAAAGAUGCAAAACCUGGGGAGAUUGCCUCUACACCUUAUGGAACGGCUGUUUGGUCUACUGGCGUUGGAAUUUGAGAGUUUGAAUUAUUAUUUUGCCAUAAAUUUGCCGAUGUGCUAAAAUAUUUUGAUAUUUAUUGUGUAUUUCAGGUUAGACAAUCUGAUGAUGCCCAGCACAUGAUCACUCCAUGGUGAUUAAUACAGUUGGCACCUAUCAGAAAUGCUCCCAGCCACAAAUAAGUUUUCCGUAUUGUUCCCUAGCCUAUUUGUUGUUACAAAAUGUUCUUUAUUGCAUUGUGCUAAGUAACACUUAUUUUCCGUGAACGACGAAAUGUGAGAAGCAACAAAAUGUUCAUAUACUCAAUGAGUACAUUUUUAUGCAAGAAUCAUGUGAUACACACUAUUUGGC